ACUGAGCGUGUCGAUAAUCCCGGUAGUGAUGCGAAUAAUGUGAACAAUCAAUCUAAUCUUCCGUGUCUCCGCUCGGCAUCCACCAUUCCGAGCCAAUUCCGAACCUCGGCUCGCGCCAAGCAGAUGCUAAUCAGAUGCAGAUGAUCACCGGCCGUCCGCCUGAUAAAGAUCCGUCCGUCCUUUCCGUGCCCGCCAUCGGAAUGUUUGCAACUAUCUAGUAUCUACACUACAUAUCACUCUCGGAGUAAAGCACCAUGGCGGAACCGGAACGCUCCCCUGACGUCUCUGCGCACGUUGCUGUCGCUGCUGAGCCCGACAGCGACAAGCUCGGUGAGGGGAACCCGGUGAGUCCUGCGGGGGACCCAGCAUCACCAUCACCGACACCGAAAUCGCCGAGAUCCUCACCCCUCAGUACCAACGCUCGACACAGGCUGCUGGCAGCGCUACGAGCAGCGGACUUUACAGUCGGGCGUGUAGCCAAACUCACAUCCACCUCCACCGGCCAAGAACGCGUCUUCGCCAUAACCGGCUACCUCGCCCACGUCCUACACCACAUCCUCGUCUCCGCCCCAUGGCUGGCCCUUCUCGCGCGCCUGCGCCGCUCCCCCUCCCCCUCCCCCUCCUCCUCCUCCUCAAAACCCCCACCUCCCCUUCAUCCCCCCUCCUCUCCCUCUCCUCCCUCAUACCGCACAAUCUACAUCCUGACGCUGCUGCAGGUCCUCGCCAACGUGGUCUACCAGGCGCUCGAGAACGUCGCGUUCUUGGCGAGUAAGGGUGUCGUCUCGAAGAGGUGGAUCCAGCGUUGGGGGGGCGUGGAUGCUUGGUAUAUCUGGAGUACGAGGGCUUGGUUGGGACAUAUUGUUUUGCAGUUUGGGGUGUUGUGGAGGGGGAGGGUUUUGUAUGGGAGGAGGUUUGGGGGUGGGGCUGGGGCUGGGGAUAAGGCAGAGGCAGAUUCAGAAGAGGAGGAAGAGAAGAGGAAGGAGAUCCGCGCGUGGAGAAAGAGUCUGGUGAAUAAUCUCUGCUGGGCGCCGUUGUGUCUCCAUUGGUGCUUUGAGAAGGGUAUUGGGUUUCCGGAGCAUUUGACCGGUUUGGUUAGUUUUAUGGCCGGCGCGUGGGACUUUGGGGAUUCGUGGGCGAGGACGGCCGUGUAGGGAUAGUAAGUACAUCUGCUGGGAUCUUGUGUAUCUUAUGAUCUGGUUUCGUUUGAUCUGGCUGGGUGGGUGGCUGGUUGAGUUUGUUUGAUGGGGGGGUUGUUGGGAUUGUUUUUGUUUGAGCGUUCG
Aspergillus heteromorphus CBS 117.55 is the source of this 1280-nucleotide messenger RNA. RefSeq lists its product as uncharacterized. The transcript is spliced from 3 exons. The record is from RefSeq and is a predicted model, not a curated record. Bases 255 to 1151 code for a protein of 298 amino acids. Lineage: Eukaryota; Fungi; Ascomycota; Eurotiomycetes; Eurotiales; Aspergillaceae.